ACACAUCUUUCUAAAGCCUACUAAGCUAAGCCAUUAUUGCAAAAGCUCUAGCUAAUUUCAUUAAAAUGGCGAAGGCUGCCGCUGCUUCUUCACUUACCCUUUUCCUCGCCCUUAACCUUCUGUUCUUCACGGUGGUUAGCUCCACCAAUGUGCCGUGCCCUCCGCCGCCACCAAAACAUCAGCCACCGUCCCCCUCAUCUUCAUCUCAGGCCGGCAAGUGCCCUAAAGAUGCACUCAAACUGGGAGUGUGUGCUAACCUGUUGACUGACUUGCUCAACCUUGUGGUCGGAAGCCCGGCCACCACCCCCUGCUGCUCUCUCAUUGGCGGACUUGUCGACCUCGAAGCCGCCGUCUGCCUCUGCACCGCCAUUAAAGCCAACAUCCUCGGAAUCAACCUCGACAUUCCCAUCUCCCUCAGCUUGCUGCUCAAUAACUGUGGCAAGAAUGUCCCUAGUGGAUACCAAUGCUAAUUAAUAAGCCAUCUUCAAGAUAUAUCAUUAAUUAAACUUUAUAUUAUGUUUUCUCUAUAAUAAUCAUAUACGUGUUGUUAGUUUUCAGAUUCCUAGCUCUCAUGGCUUGGUUUUCUGGAGAUAUUACUAUAGCAGUGUAUUGUUACGUUGUUGCUUGCUACGACAGUAUUAAGUUUAUGUUACUCUCAUUGAUUUGACAAGUGACUUAUCGAUGAGAUAAAAGAAUUUUAUUUGCAAUAAAAUAGUAUUUUAUGAAUGUUUACUAAUUA
Molecule: messenger RNA, 739 nt
Organism: Ipomoea nil (Japanese morning glory)
Lineage: Eukaryota; Viridiplantae; Streptophyta; Magnoliopsida; Solanales; Convolvulaceae
Product: 14 kDa proline-rich protein DC2.15-like
Exons: 1
Coding region: 66-470 (134 amino acids)
Source: RefSeq, a predicted model, not a curated record